AAUAAUCAUUCAAGCGCUUUUGAAUGUAGAAGUAUGGAGUUGGUCUUCAAUUAGACACCUUAGAAAACUUUAUUAGCGCCUCUCAGUAAAAUUAAAUAUCCAGUGCAGUGUUUGAAUCACAGAUAUUUUGAUUCUUGAUUGUGAAUUAAAGUGAUUAUUCAUAUCACAGGAGGAUUACAUAUGAACUUUUUCAGUAACUGUGGUGUCCCGGCCGGCCACGAGGAUUAAUCAUCUUUAAAAUCUACCUGUUCCGCAGACGGGUCGUGCGACCAUACUUCCGGAUGCGGCAUUUAUGCCCACCAGAUGUCGCCACUAACGUUUCCUCGUGAUGAUCCCGGUGAUUCUGGCAGUUCAUGUAGACAAUGGCAAGUGGGUGGAUGUACCUAUCACCCCCGACACCAAAUGUCAAGAUGUCAUCGAGUGCUGCCGAGAGCCGAGCGACGAAAUAUGCUCUCUUGUUCAGACUAUAGGUCUCACAGAGCAUAUUGUGCCGGAGGACACAUGCAUGAUGGAUAUUCUUAGUCGGUGGGGACACAACUGGCCCGCUGUCACUUUCCACCUCCAGUACAGCGACCCAGUUGAAAAUCUAGGUGGUUUUGGACCGCGGCCAUUCUCACCCACUGCCAUGAAAGAAAACAGAGCUUGGCGUCGAAAGGUCCUGGAAAAUGACCCGCAUUCUGUAAAUGUUCUCAGAUUAGCUGAUAGGAAUUUUGUUUAUGCAGCUUAUGGUCAUAAAGGUGUUUUCGUGGGACCAAAAAUAUAUUCAGGUGUCAAAUAA
Messenger RNA from Stegodyphus dumicola, 778 nucleotides. It is a transcript of the gene ASPP, whose product is annotated as Ankyrin-repeat, SH3-domain, and Proline-rich-region containing Protein. Gene Ontology annotation, molecular function: p53 binding. Gene Ontology annotation, cellular component: nucleus. Gene Ontology annotation, biological process: regulation of apoptotic process. The record is from RefSeq and is a predicted model, not a curated record. NCBI's taxonomy places the organism in Eukaryota, Metazoa, Arthropoda, Arachnida, Araneae, Eresidae.